CGUAGAGAUACAGAUUCAGAACACGCUCAACCCUGGCGAUAGUAGAGAGCUCCUCCUAUCGCACACUUGACCCUCCCAACAUGGCUGCUGCCCCGGAAGUGCACCAUCUCUUCCACCACCCAAUUACCGACCACUCUUUCUCCGCUGAUAAGCAGACACUGGCUGUAGCCAAAGAUAAUGUCGUCGACCUAUACCAGAAAUCAGGUUCCAAAUAUAACCUGAGCGAUGAGCUUAAAGGCCACGAUAAAACUGUGACAGGAGUGGAUAUUGCCCCUAGAAGUGGCAAAAUUGUGACUUGCUCCCAGGAUCGCAAUGCGUACGUUUGGGAACGCACUCCUGCCGGAUGGAAACCAACACUUGUGCUUCUCCGUAUUAACCGUGCCGCAACAUUUGUUCGCUGGUCGCCGUCGGAGCAGAAGUUCGCUGUGGGCUCGGGUGCGCGCGCGAUCGCCGUCUGUUACUUUGAGGAGGAGAACGAUUGGUGGAUCUCCAAACACUUAAAGAAGCCCAUUAGAAGUACCAUCACAACUCUGGCCUGGCAUCCCAACUCAGUACUACUUGCUGCCGGGUCUACGGAUUCACACGCAAGAGUGUUUUCCAGCUUCAUCAAAGGCAUCGAAGAGCGCCCAGAACCGAGCGCCUGGGGAGAGCGAUUACCGUUCAAUACUGUUUGCGGUGAAUUCCUAAAUGAUUCUGCUGGAUGGAUUCACGGAUGUGCUUUUUCGCCCAGCGGUAAUUCUUUAGCGUUCACUGCCCAUGAUAGUAGUGUCACUAUCGUCUAUCCGAGUGCACCAGAUCAGCCCCCCAAGGCAAUGCUGAAUAUCAGCACUAGGUUACUGCCAUUUAUGAGUUUGAUAUGGAAUGGAGAGAAUGAGCUUAUUGCUGCUGGACAUGACUCCGAGGCAUACCGCCUUAGUGGGGAUGAAUCUGGUUGGCAAUUGCUGGGACCAGUGGAUGCAAAAGCACGGGCGGGGGCUGACAGCGUCCGUGAAGAGAGUGCUCUAAACAAAUUCCGCCAAAUGGAUAUCAAAGGAAGUACGAAGAAUGACACUCAACUCCAGACUGUACAUCAAAAUACGAUUAGCACUGUUAGAGUCUAUGAAGAAACUGGAGGCAAAGUUCGCAAAUUUAGCACAAGCGGCGUGGACGGCAGAAUCGUUGUAUGGAGCGUGUGAUAUAGAGGCCAAUGACAGAUGAAUGAAGCUCUUUUUUUCUAACUUCUCAACCUUUCUCCUACUCCCUAUUCAAAGUUUUUCAACGAUAUGUGAGAUGUCUCAGUGUCCUAAUAUUCUCCUAUGUGCAAUCGGUUUCCUUUCAUGAAUGAGUAUACUUAUUCGCUGCUGUAUUCGUCUUCUUCUUUCCUUUCUUUGAUGUGCAUAUAUGCCUUAUAUCGAAUUGCUGCUGUUUCUCGAUUGUUUGAUAUUCACGGUCAGUUUCACAAUUCCAGAGUUUGCUUCUUUCUAUGGCCCCUGACUCAGCUGGAAGCAUCAAACAUGGUCUCGAUGAGUGUUCUCGAAUCACCUUGAACGUCUCUGUAGUCCAUUCACCCACCCCCAUUUAACAUUUAACCCUUAGAUACAAGUACCUUGAUGGAUCUUGAGUUGGAGAUCCUAGCUAUAUAAACCUAAGUUGUUCGUCAUUCC
This is a messenger RNA of Histoplasma capsulatum G186AR, 1643 nucleotides long. RefSeq names its product Arp2/3 complex. NCBI's taxonomy places the organism in Eukaryota, Fungi, Ascomycota, Eurotiomycetes, Onygenales, Ajellomycetaceae. Gene Ontology annotation, cellular component: actin cytoskeleton; Arp2/3 protein complex. Gene Ontology annotation, biological process: Arp2/3 complex-mediated actin nucleation. The transcript is spliced from 4 exons. The record is from RefSeq and is a predicted model, not a curated record. The coding region runs from base 81 to 1175 and encodes 364 amino acids. Gene Ontology annotation, molecular function: actin filament binding.